AUGGAUGCAACAUGUUAUGAAUGUUUAUCAAAUUCGUAUAUAAACGCAACUACGACAUGUGAGAGUACAUUAUGUGACACUUCUACAAUUCAGGACGAGAAUGGAAGAUGUCUUACUCCAAUACCUUCAUGUGAAAUAUAUUUGAAUGGAUGGUGCAUUCAAUGUGAAGACAACAUGUUACUUAAUAAUGGUAAAUGUGGCGAUUCAGUAGCACAGAACUGUCUUAAAGUUGAUCCAUUAGGAAAGUGUAUUCGAUGUGAAGAAAAGUUUUAUUUGAAUGACAAGCAUGUCUGUGUUCCUUGUGAGAAUGGUUGUAUGACAUGUCACAACUCGACAUAUUGUCUUUCCUGUAAUUCGACGUUAUAUUUAACUUCUGGGGAGUGUAAAACACUUGAUUAUUUAAAAGGAAAAUGCGAGCAGUAUAUUCCAAAUGUAGGAGGGUGUCUAGUAUGCAACAAUAGUUAUUAUCCGAAGUACCCCGACUGUAUAUCUUGUGAUAUAAAGUGUUCCUUAUGUAACAAUGGUGAUAAUUGUAUAUCCUGUAACUCCACUAACUAUUUAUAUGCCUCAGAAUGUUAUCCACAGAGUCAAAUAAGAGGGUGUGCAGUGCAACCGACCACUUUAGGCUGUUCACAAUGUCCUGAUGGCUAUUUCUCGUACCAAAAUUCAUGUUCAAAGUGUAAUGAAAAUUGUAGUACUUGUUACUCCUUAAAAGAGUGUCUUUCAUGUUCUGAAGAUCACGACUUAAUAUCCGGAAAUUGUUAUUCAAAGAAACAAAUCCAGCACUGUACCUCUGUAAUCAAUUCCAAGUGCAUCAAAUGUUCUUUUUGGCACUCUCCAGAUGAUAAAGGACACUUUUGUGAAACUCAAGCUGAAGUGGAUAAACAAAAAGUGUUAUUUGAAGAGAGUCAAGACAAAGAUGGAAACAUUCCAGUGAACAAAGAAUCGAAAGAACUGUUGUGUAUUGGAUAUUCAAAUAAACAAUCCGUCAAAAUUAGAUAUGUAGCGAAAGAAACAGAUAAGUAUUUUAUUUCUUUAAACCCAACGGGAAUUACUUUAUUAAAUGGAUUUGCAUGUGAGUUUGAAAUUCUAAUUACCCCCAAAUGCUCAAGUACAAUAAAUGACAAAAUCAACUUUGUUGUGACUGACAUGAAGAAGGGAAUAGAUGACAUAAUUUCAGUGAAAAUUGAAUUCGAAACGACUAUCUCGACAUAUUUAGACUAUGAUGAGAUUCUUGAAGAAAAAAUAUUAGGCGAAGGUUCAUUUGGAAUUGUUUACAAAGGCAAAUAUCGAGGGUGUGAUGUUGCAAUCAAAAAGAUGAAACAAAUGAGUGACAUAGAUAAUGGUCUUACUGAAUUUGAGAAAGAAGUAUCUAUGUUAGAUAAAUUCCGGAGUGAUUAUAUUAUUCAUUUCUAUGGGGCGGUUAACAUAUUAAACAAGAUAUGUAUGGUUACUGAAUACGCACCUUUUGGAUCCCUUCAAGAUGUAAUGAAACAUAAAAAGAGUGAUGAAAUUGGGAUGAAACUACGAAUUAAAUUUUGUAUGGACACAUCUCAAGGAAUAAGCUAUUUACACGAGAAUGGUAUUUUACAUCGAGAUAUCAAGCCAGACAAUAUAUUAGUGUUUACAUUAAAAAUGAAUGAAGGAUCCCAAGUAAACGGCAAAAUAACAGACUUUGGAAGUUCGAGAAAUGUAAAUAUGAUGAUGACUAAUAUGACAUUCACAGCAUGUAUUGGGACACCAAGUUACAUGGCACCAGAAGUGUUAAAUUCAGGGAAUUAUAAAAAGCCCGCAGAUGUAUAUUCGUUUGCUAUUACUAUGUAUGAAUGCUUUGGAUGGUCGUAUGCUUUUUCUAAAGAGAAGUUCAAGUUUCCUUGGAAAAUAGUCGACUUUGUGUCGAAAGGUAAUUACCUUGAGAAACCAGAGAAGACUCCACAAGCGUUGUAUGAGAUAAUACAAAAGUCGUGGAACUAUAUACCACAAAAUAGAAUUGAAAUUAAUGAAAUUUAUCGACUAUUGGAAAGUCAAUUUAAACAAAUGAAUUGA
Molecule: messenger RNA, 2046 nt
Organism: Entamoeba invadens IP1
Lineage: Eukaryota; Evosea; Mastigamoebida; Endamoebidae
Product: receptor tyrosine protein kinase let-23 precursor, putative
Exons: 2
Coding region: 1-2046 (681 amino acids)
Biological process (GO): protein phosphorylation
Molecular function (GO): ATP binding; protein kinase activity
Source: RefSeq, a predicted model, not a curated record